This is a messenger RNA of Nezara viridula (southern green stink bug), 2419 nucleotides long. The record is from the annotation of a GenBank genome assembly. Lineage: Eukaryota; Metazoa; Arthropoda; Insecta; Hemiptera; Pentatomidae.
AAUACUAUUUAAAAUUAAAGGGUUGGUAUCUUUCUAUAUCUUGGUAUUUUUAUAUUCAAUUAAGUUUUUUGUCUACAUAGGCUCUUUAUCUAUAUUCACCGGGCCACUAUUUUGUAUUCCAAUAGCUAUGCUGGUAGACAUGCAUUGUUCUCAUCAGGGCUCAGAUGGUCAAUUUAUAAGGCCAAACUUUAUUUUAAAAUGUGUCACCUUUCUUGCCCUGACCUCCCAUACUAUUGAAGCUCUUUGAUAACGAAUUUGCUGGUGGGAGGUUUCUAAGCAGUAGGGUUGUUGACCAUCAAGUUUGAAUACAUUUGGGUGUCAAUUCUAUAAAUUGGCAAUAUUAUCUAUUAAAAUGAGGAUUGUAUCAUGUUAUUUUUUAACGUAAUAUACAAGCGAUCUGUUAGACUCUGCCUACAUCAAAUCACAUCUUUUAGAUUUAAGUACAUAGCGAUGAAUGAGGUAUAUUUUCGACAUAUUGGUGAUUCUGAUAGGUUUGAAGUGACGUUUAAGAUUUCUCAUAAAAACGUCAAUAGACAAUUUAAUUUCAAUAGAUUAUUAAGUGAAAGCAUUGGGGAUUUUGUAGCUCGAGUACGAACUAAUGUUGAGAAAGUUUUAAAUCCUAAAGUUAAAAAAAAGAAAAUAGAUGCAGAAGAAGCAGCACAGUUAAUGGAAGUUAAAUUAAUUCAAGAUGGAGAAGAAAUUGAUAGCACUCUACAAUGUAAAACUGUUUUUUUCGAUGGUGGAAAGAAUCUUUUAUUGAAUAUUGUAGGUGAUACCUACAAAGUUAUUGUUAAUCCUCCUUGGGUAGGGUCUCUUUCCCUUCCUCAAAGUUUGAUGGUGGGAUCCUAUUGUUAUCCCAGUAAACUUGAAAUUAUUUUUGGUGAUCCAAAAAAUUCAAUCUUUGAGUGGUACAAAUGUGAGAGAAACAGUUCUCAGUGGGUUGAAAUAAAAAAAUCGACUAAACUUUUAUAUUUAUCUGAAGAAUAUUUACACUGUAAGUUAAAAUUAAGGUGUAUUCCUAGUGAUGGGAAAAUAUAUGGACCUGAAGUGGAAGUAUCGACAAAUGCUGUAAUUAAAGAAGGCCCUAAUGAUUGCCCUUUUGUUGCAAGACAAGCUUUUACCAAGGAACCUUUGCCAGAUGGAAGUUUUAGGGUCAUUUCUUACAAUAUUUUGGCAGAAGUUUAUGCAGAAACAGUUACAGCUAAACAAGAACUUUUCCCUUACUGUCCUCCUUUUGCUCUGAAUAUUGAUUACAGAAAGCAGUUGUAUAUACGAGAGAUUUUAGGUUACAAUGCAGAUAUAAUAUGUUUACAAGAAGUGGAUGCACGAAUUUUUAAGAAUGACCUUUGUCCAGUUUUGGAAGAGAUAGGUUAUCAAGGAGUUCUCACCAGGAAAAGUGGCACAGUAGCUGAAGGAAUAGCAACAUUUUUCGCCAAAAGAAAAUUUAGGUUAGCUGACGUAAAAGAACUUUCAUUUGGUGAUGCAAUUGAUAAAGAUCCCAUUUUUGAGAAUAUUUGGAAUUCUAUAAAAAAUAAUGAACCAGUUGUAAAUAACUUGAAAGAAAGGACAACGGUUUUCCAUGCUUUGAUAUUAGAAAAUGGAGACAAAACUUUUGUUGUUGGAAACACUCACCUAUUCUUCUUUCCUUCAGCUGAUCACAUAAGACUUCUCCAAGGAGGAAUGGCCAGUAUAUACUUGGAAAAUAUAGUAAAAAAUUUACAAAGCCUAGGAAAGAACACAUGCUUAAUAUUCUGUGGUGAUAUGAACAGUACCCCUGAUUGUGGUCUAUAUUCUCUAAUGACUAAGAAAAUAGCACCUGCUAGCUUACCGGAUUGGAAGUCUGAUAAAACUGAAAUUGUGGAAGGGUUUGAUAUCACUCAACCAUUUGAGAUGAAAAGUGCCUAUGGCGAGCCAAAAUUUACAAAUUAUACUGUUGGCUUUUCUGGGUGCUUAGAUUAUAUUUACUAUCAAUCCGAUAAAUUGAAACUUUGCCAGACUGUACCUUUACCCACAGAAGAUGAAGUUAAGGCUCACACAGCCCUUCCAAGCCCUUUAUUUCCUUCAGAUCAUGUUGCUCUCAUUGCAGAUUUUGAGUUGAUUCAAAAUAAAUAAUUAUCCAAAGCUAAUAAUCUUUAAGGAUUUGCAUUUACAUUUUCUAUUGUAGUAUUUUGGUCAACAUCAUGCUGUAUUUGUUCAAUCAUGUGAAUGCUGAUGUCCACUGUUGUUACAAAUAAUAAAUACAGUUGUGCAUUUCAAUAACGAAAUAAAUUAUUGAGAUGCCAGAGAUUUUUUUUUUCUUCAUGUGUACUUAUACUCUUCAGUUUGUGAACAGAGGAAAAUGUGUAUUUCCACUUCCAAAAAUGUAACUUAUUAUGAUACAUCUAAUAAAUAAGAAUUCUGAAUUUAAAAUAAUUUUGAA